Messenger RNA from Pezoporus flaviventris, 3530 nucleotides. RefSeq names its product GDNF family receptor alpha 1 (gene GFRA1). The transcript is spliced from 8 exons. The record is from RefSeq and is a predicted model, not a curated record. Gene Ontology annotation, biological process: nervous system development. Bases 553 to 1803 code for a protein of 416 amino acids. Gene Ontology annotation, molecular function: signaling receptor activity. Gene Ontology annotation, cellular component: external side of plasma membrane; signaling receptor complex. Lineage: Eukaryota; Metazoa; Chordata; Aves; Psittaciformes; Psittacidae.
GCAGCCGGGAGCUGCAACUGUCUGCGGGGCUGCCAGCGGCUCGCCCCGGGUGCGCGCCCAGGGGCGGACGGACGCCGCUGAUCUCGUCCCGUCCCCCCGUCACACCCCCCCCUCCCUCCCGCCUCGUGUUGCUCUCGGUCCCUCCCUGGGAACAGGCGCUGCCCACCCAAGGAGGCGACCGGCGCUGGUGCCCGGCUCCCGCUUGCUCACUCGCACACACAUAUACCCGUGCGUGCGCGUCUCCCGCGCUCUCAGUGAAGUCGGGGCUUGUGUCUCCAGGUUGCUCAGACCUGAAGUCUGAGGGAAAACGCUGAGCGUUUGCGUGGCUGCUCCUGCCGCUGGUGCUGGGAGCGGUGAAGAGGAGGGAGGGGUGGGUUUUUUUCGUUGUUUUGUUGGGUUUGGGUUUUGGUUUUUUUUUUUCUUACUUUCCCUUUAAUUCAAUGGAUCUGAACUUGGAACCUUUGGACCUCGGCGGUUUUGGAAUAUCUUCAUGCUGAUCUUCCUUGUUGUGACACAUCAGCUUGUUUGGGGAAACCAUCCGAAGACAGCAAGAUGUUCCUCGUUAUCUUGUACUUCGCUUUGCCCUUAGUGGAUGUACUUCUGUCCGCAGAAGUGAGCGCGCUGCCUGGAGGGGACCGCCUGGAUUGCGUGAAAGCCAGCGACCAGUGUCUCAAGGAGCAGAGCUGUAGUACUAAAUACAGGACACUGAGGCAGUGUGUAGCCGGCAAAGAGAGCAACUUCAGCCGGGCGACAGGCCUGGAAGCAAAGGAUGAAUGCAAAAGCGCCAUGGAAGCUCUCAAACAGAAAUCUCUCUACAACUGCCGCUGCAAGAGGGGCAUGAAGAAGGAGAAAAACUGCCUGCGCAUUUACUGGAGCAUGUACCAGAGCUUACAGGGAAAUGACUUGCUUGAAGAUUCCCCUUAUGAGCCAGUUAACAGCAGGCUAUCGGACAUAUUCAGGCUAGCACCAAUUGUAUCAGUGGAGCCAGUACUUUCAAAGGGGAACAAUUGCUUGGAUGCAGCAAAAGCUUGUAACCUAAAUGAUACCUGCAAGAGGUUCAGAUCUGCUUACAUAACCCCCUGCACCAGCAGCACGUCUAAUGAAAUCUGUAACAAGCGGAAGUGUCAUAAGGCCCUCCGGCUAUUUUUUGACAAAGUCCCCCCAAAGCACAGCUACGGGAUGCUCUUCUGCUCCUGUCGAGACGUAGCCUGUACAGAAAGGAGACGGCAGACUAUUGUUCCUGUGUGUUCAUAUGAGGACAGGGAGAAACCAAACUGCCUGAAUUUACAAGAGUCCUGCAAGAAGAAUUACAUCUGCAGAUCUCGCCUUGCAGAUUUCUUCACGAACUGCCAGCCUGAGUCACGGUCUGUUAGUAGCUGUCUGAAGGAGAACUAUGCUGACUGCCUCCUCGCUUACUCGGGGCUUAUUGGCACGGUGAUGACACCAAACUACAUAGACUCAAACAGUCUCAGUGUUGCCCCAUGGUGUGACUGCAGCAACAGCGGUAAUGACAUAGAUGAAUGCCUGAAAUUCCUGAAUUUCUUCCAGGACAAUACAUGCCUUAAAAACGCAAUUCAGGCCUUCGGCAAUGGUACUGAUGUGAAUGUGUGGCAGCCAAUCUUACCAGUACAGACCACUACAGCCACAACUACAACAGCUUCCAGACUUAAAAACACAGGUUCAGAGACCACCAACAAUGAAAUACCCACCCACAACGAUUCACCAGCAUGUGCAAACCUGCAGAAUGAGAAUCGCUAUGUGACACAAAUGAAAGUGUCCGCAUUUAAGUCUCAUCUGUAUUAAGAUACUGAUUUUCCAGAUUCCCACACUCUUCCACACUAUAGCAUUAGUAUUUCACUUACAAAAAAUUGAUUUUGUGUUCUUCAUGUUAAACUGCAUCAUACCUUCCAUGUUCACUAAAGUGGACUGUUUGUAUUCCUCAGAAAUGUAUUUUGCUUCUAAAUUUUUCCUGCACAAAUUUCUCACCUUCAUCCUUUCCUAGUUUCUACCUUUAUUUUGAAUUGGCAAUUGCGUACGAAUUAACAUUUUUCAGAGGCAUUAAAGAGUCACAAAGCAUAGGGGGUUAAUGGUAGAUGGUGUUGAGUUCAGGUCUUUCUGGUUUAAUUCUUUUUUUCAUACCUUGCAUUCAUUAUUAGUUAAGCUUUGUAAGUUAUUGAUGAGAAGGAGAUAGAUGCAGGCAUAUAUUUGUAUGCAAAUAGAAUAUGCUAGAAGAAAUGUAACCUUUUAAACCUGAGACCUGGAAUAUCUUGCAUUUAAAGCAAGACCUUGAUGGGAUAUUAUUAAUUCACUUAAUGUUAUAUUCAAAAGUUGUUUUAUGGGUGAGAUCAAAUUUUCCUUCGAUGUUUGUGCAGUCCCCUGUAGAGUAAGGCCUCCAGAUGCUACCAAAGUACAGCUAAUAAAUAAUGAGCUGAAGAAAUGACAAGUGAUCAAAAAUCCCAUUGGAUUCAGUUCGAUUUGCAAAUGUUCGUUAACCCUGAAUAGCUUUCCCAGUGCUUUGAAAAUUAAUAAAAUUAUUCCCUGUCUUUACUCAUGUUAUUUUGGCAUUUUGAAGUUCCGUCCAACGUGAGUUUAUCAGCACUGGUUUAAAGCUAUGUUAUGACUUCCAGUGUACCCCUGUUAUAUUCAACACAAGAAGUAAAUGUCAGGAAAAGAGCUUGCUUUAAAUAAGUGAUCUCUGCUGUUUUGUAAAAACUGUAGGUGAGUCUGCACUAAAAGGUCACUGAAGUUACAUGGAUCAAGCAGUUUCAUUCUUGUGAAGCUCAUGAUUCUGCUGCUCGCUACUUCCUUGUGUCAGAACUGAAACACGAAGAACAAAGCUCUUAUAUUUUAAUGUAUUCUUCAAAAAAAACUAACUUACAAAUAGAGACAAAAUGAGCCCACACUUUUUUAAAAGGAAACCUGUGUUUGUUGGACAGUAUGGUGCCACUUUGCAUGUGAGACUUAAAAUUCAAUGCAAAUUUUACAAAGGAACUGGAGCUUUCAUAUCACACUUGAAGGGUAUUCAUUCCAAGGCUCUCCUCCCAUGAAAAAUAUGCCUUUGUAGUAUUUUCAAAACAUGAACUAGUGCGACCAGAAGUAAUCUGAAGGUCUUUGUUAUAUGCUUAGCAGUUGAGCUGAAAGGUUUCAAAAAGGCAAUAUGGCCAAAACAGUGAAAAGUAGAAUUAAAAGCAUUAGUCUCAGCACAAAAAGACAAUGGCAGAGAGAGGAAAAGGAAAUAAUCACUGGGAUGCUACAAGGCUGCACAUCCUAGUUAGUGGGUUUAAAAACACAGUGAAGGAAGAAAGAAUAGGAAGUGAUUGAUCAGUAUAAAUUGCCAUAGAAAUGAACAAAUACUAACCUCCUGGGGCUGUAAAAUACAGGGCACUAACCCAAUCUGCCAAGAGUGUCACUGGCUGAGCAAUUUUUGAUGCAUUUUUUUUCUGACUUGUUCAAAAUGGUUGUGUGAAAAGCAAGAAUACACUAAUGGUUUUGUUGCUGUGCCUUGUUCACCUGGCCACAUGCAAAACUGG